This is a messenger RNA of Strongylocentrotus purpuratus (purple sea urchin), 2409 nucleotides long. It is a transcript of the gene acer3, whose product is annotated as alkaline ceramidase 3. Bases 1456 to 2289 code for a protein of 277 amino acids. Lineage: Eukaryota; Metazoa; Echinodermata; Echinoidea; Camarodonta; Strongylocentrotidae. The transcript has 10 exons. Gene Ontology annotation, cellular component: endoplasmic reticulum membrane. The record is from RefSeq and is a predicted model, not a curated record. Gene Ontology annotation, biological process: phytosphingosine biosynthetic process; ceramide metabolic process.
GGGGUAAUCGUCCUUGGGGUAAUUAUUGUACCGCUAAUUGGCCGGGGGUGACAUGCCCAAGGGGUAAUUGACCUAGAACCUUCAAAGGGCAAUAAAUAAACAGCUACUCAAUUUACACUGAAUCUUAUUUUCUGGUUGUAAACUCAACGAAAAAUGAAUGGCCACCUCUAAAUGAUUAUUUUGUAGACCAUGCAAGUGAGCCUGCAAAAUGUUAAGUUUAGUAGCACGGUUAUGAUUGCUCAUCAAAAAGUGAAACAACAUUCCGUCUGGCAGAUUUUGACAACUGCAUGGCUGUAAUACCAGUAAAGAGUUUUAUGCCUGGUGACCAUGUUAUCUCAUUUAUGAUCUUUCUUUUAUUUGCAAAAUGUAGGUCAACAUAUACGGGGGGGGGGGGUGAAUUCCCAAUUUACAAACUGUUUAUAGGUCGAAUGUAGUUUUAUAGUAUUUGUGUAUUCUUCACCUUCUUCAUACUCUCGAGUUGCGAUUUUAUGGAGUAAACCGAGUGUUUUAUCAUGGAAAAAAGACAAUGAAGUGUGCACUUUCAAAAAACCAACCGCAGACCUAAAAACACACAAAUAGACUAAAAAACCACGGGCAGAUAACCUUUUCUCUGUUAGAGCAUAAACAACGCACGGUACAUACACUGAACUAGCGCGUGUGUUUGAGUGGGCGGAAAUAGGGCAGGGGCAUCACAGGGCGACAUGGCCGAGUUCAAGCCUCGAUAACUUUUUUAUAAAUAAUAAUUUUCGCAAGAAAUUUGCUCAGGUAAAACAUCAGGAAUUUAAACUUCCAUAUCUCUUUAAACAAAAGUAAAAUUUCCACCAUAUUUUUUUUCUGAUCGUUUUGAAUAGGAACUUGAUGUUUUUUUAAAAAGGUUGAUUCACACCUAAAUAAGCGCAUAGCUGACUGCUGCACAGUGACGUCAUUCGCGUAUCUCCGUUAAAUGGGCGAUCGACAGUGUACCAUAUUUCGUGCACAUGUUCCUUACAACGUGUAUGCUGCUAUAGGCAAGUUAGUCGCACGCCUUCAUUGCGCACCGUAGAAACUCGGGCGAAGGAAGACGGCCGUUGUGUCUAAUAAGCCACUGGUAACAGGGGGGCGGUAACUGGGCAGGGUACGGUACCGAGUUUCAGAUUUUUCGAAGAGACCGUUCUUACCAUCGAUGACCACAAUUCAUGCGAUCUAAAAUCUCGCUUGAAUGAACACAUCUUCGGGUCAGGUCAGGUAGCUACGUUCUACAAGUGGUAGCGAGGCAUUUAGCAGUCGGUGGACGGGAGCGGCGGCUGCUACGGUAUAUCCAACCGAAAUUCGAUGGGUAUAUCGCGAUAGUUUACGUGUGAUUGCAUGUGUAAUUAGUUAGCUGCUAGUAUACAUCUAACGGUAGUGCUAUAUGUGAUGGUCUUUUGACAAAGCGAAACAUAACAGCGCUAUAAUUAUAAAUAUCACACCAGCAUCAUGGCUCCUGCUCCGUCAUCCCCAGACGAUUCAAAAGGAUAUUGGGGUCCUCCUACAUCUACUCUCGAUUGGUGUGAGGAGAAUUAUGUGUCUUCAUAUUACAUUGCAGAAUAUUGGAAUACAAUUUCCAACCUGUUUAUGAUUGUGCUGCCUAUAAUAUCCAGUGUAUACAUGUGGAGAGAAAAUGUAGAAUCACGAUUUAUCUGGGCUAACCUUAGUUUAUUCGUUGUUGGAAUUGGAUCGUGGUGUUUUCAUAUGACAUUGCUGUAUGGUAUGCAGCUGCUGGAUGAGCUGCCGAUGGUUUGGGGGUCAAUCGUAAUGGUUUAUAUCAGUUACGAGAGCUGUGCCAAACCCGGGAACUUGAACCUGAAGUUACUUCUAGCUCUCAUCGUCUACUGCUCUGUGUUAACCUAUAUCUACCUCACAGUCAUCGACCCACUCAUUCAUCAGGUUGGAUAUGGGUUUUUAGUAUUCUUACUCGUAGGACGUGGAAUAUAUUUGUUACGAUACCAUGGAAGGCAUAAGAAUAAGUUUCUCUAUGCUUACUGCUUAGGAUUGUAUGUAUUUGCUUUCAUUCUCUGGAAUAUCGACAACAACGUAUGCCCAAGCAUCCGAUCCGUUCGCAAGUCCAUGCCUUUCCCUCUAGGUGCAGCAACACAGCUACAUGGGUGGUGGCAUAUUAUGGCGGGAACCAGUACUCACUGUUUUGUAAUUUUAAUGUGCCACUUCCGAUCAAGUUACCUGCGUCGAGAAGCGAAACUGGAGUAUACUGCAGGUCUAAUCCCAUUCAUCCGCCAUCCCAGGAAAGGUCACGAGAUGAAUCACAACAUGUAAAGGUCAAAGGUCAUCAGGUUUCUUCACUCUUAAAAUAUUGGUGCUUAUUGUUUUACUUGUGCUAUAUUUACCAAACCAGGGGUUGUUUCACAAAGACCAUGGUAGACAUUAAGUUGGACU